Molecule: messenger RNA, 8781 nt
Organism: Haliotis rubra (blacklip abalone)
Lineage: Eukaryota; Metazoa; Mollusca; Gastropoda; Lepetellida; Haliotidae
Product: sushi, von Willebrand factor type A, EGF and pentraxin domain-containing protein 1-like
Exons: 29
Coding region: 197-7888 (2563 amino acids)
Biological process (GO): heterophilic cell-cell adhesion; establishment or maintenance of epithelial cell apical/basal polarity; Notch signaling pathway
Cellular component (GO): plasma membrane; protein-containing complex
Molecular function (GO): calcium ion binding; Notch binding
Source: RefSeq, a predicted model, not a curated record
GUUUAUCACCACUACCCUCUCCCACCAUGACAAGAGUUAUAGACCUGGUGCCACCUUCAAGACCUGCCUAUUGUGUUGUGAGUGGGAUCAAGUUUCCCCCCUAGCCAACAUGUCAUCAUUAUCUGUGGGCAGAUAGUGUGUGGGUCCCACCACUGCCAGGACUAGACGCCCUCCCUCACUGCAGCAAAAUUUCAGAAUGAGUCUGAGGGAGUGUGCAUAUCUUGGAUGUGUUUUAUAUUUGUGUGUGACAGUCCACUCUAUCUCGAGUGAGAGCACUAUUGUCUCACAAGGUAGAGAGAUGGUUGAAGGCUUCUACGAUAGGUUUAGCUCUCGAGAAGUGGAUCUUGUUUUUAUUCUAGACCGUUCUUCAAGUGUUCCAAGAUCUGGAUGGGAGGCCAUGUUAAAUUUUGUUCGUUCUCUGUUGGAAUUUUUCACCCUCAGCCAUGACAACACUCGCAUCGCAAUAAUUUCCUUCAGCACAAGGGUCAGCAUUGACAUAAAUGACCUUGAUGAAGGUCGUGAAAGCAAAUGUUCAAUGAUGCUGAAAAUUCAACUUCGUUUAGGUCAAAAGGUAAUGUCUGGAUACACUGCAACAAAUGAGGCUUUGAGAAAUGCUAAGGCGAUCCUCUUGAACUCAAGACGUGGUGCUAAAAAGGCUGUGUUUGUGUUGACUGAUGGUAAGUCCAACAUCGGUCCAGCACCAGUCCAGGCAUCCAUUGAACUGCGGUCUCUCCGGUGGGACACCGGCUGGAAUACAACUGCCCAUGGCCCCCAGCUAGAGAUAUAUGCCUUUGGGGUGAAGGACGCCUACAUGCCAGAGUUACGGACCUUGGCGUCGCCGCUAAGCAACCACACCUACUUCUUGCCUGACUUUAGGACAUUCGAGGAGCUGGCCAGAUCACUCCAUAAUGAUGAGCAGCGAGAGACUUGGGAUGUGGUCAGCAACAUGAUGCUGUGUGAGAACCAGUGUUCCGCCAAUGCUGUGUGUACCUGCACCACACGUUCAGGACAGUACCUCUGUGUGUGUAAGGCUGGUUACUAUGGAAAUGGAUUUACCUGUGCCGAGUGUCCCCUAGGGACAUACAAGGAUACCCUGAGUCCCCACCUGUGUGUCCCGUGUCCCUCCAACUCCACCACGCUGCUCCCUGGGGCCAUCAACCACGACCAAUGUGUGUGUCAGCCUCCAUACCACCAGGAUUCAGUCAGGAAGACGUGUCAAUUGAGAUCAUGUCCAGAACUCCCCGAAAUAGCUCACGCCCACAAGUUCAAUGUGAUUGGUCGAAUACGAGAUGAAGUCAUCGACACUGGGUCUCCAUGUUACAACACUCCGGAGACCUCAUGUCACUAUAAGUGUGAUGUGGGAUAUCGACUUGGAGGACAUCCAGGUCUCAUCUGUAACAUGAAUGGUACAUGGUCCGGACAGGUGCCUCAGUGCCAAGUGGUUGAUUGUCGGACAUUGGAUUACCAUGGAGACCAGGUUACCCAUGGAGAGGUGAGCUACGUCAACUCCACUACCACCUACCUGUCUGUUGUCCAUGUACGCUGUGAUGAGGGCUGGAGGCUAUUUGGCAGGGCCACGCGGCAGUGUACCACCAAUGGAAUAUGGUCGGACAGAGCUGCUACAUGUAUAGAGGCCCACUGCCCAGCUAUUCAGCCACCACCUGGGGGGGCAGUCGAGGGGGUGGAGUGUUCCAUGACCCGGCAACUUCCUGGUACCGUGUGCACCCUCUCCUGCAGAGCUGGAUACACCCAGACAGGCCCACGCCGACGGACAUGUUCUUCACAUGGAACCUGGGACACUGUGGAAGAUACUAUUUGUGUAGACACUGAAUCCCCAACAAUCUCCUGCCCCCCUGAUAUCCGGACACCGGUCACUACAGCCAACUAUGCCAUUGUCCACUGGGAUGCCGAAUCCCCACAGUACUCUGACAACUCAGGGGAUGCCAACCUUCGCCUGCUGGUGAUCGGACUGAGAACAUCCCCAGCUCAUCUGACAGUGGGCUAUCAUCAGAUCAACUACCAGGUGCAAGAUGCUGCAGGCAACGAGGCCUUCUGUACUCGUGGCAUCCAUGUUGUGGAGAAGAUAAUCAGGAUGGAUUUUUGUCCGGAGAACAUUCUGAAGACUGAUGUUAUAGGGUCUGGUCAAGUGGUCAACUGGACAUCGCCUGUUUUCAGAGACAACAAUAACAACACCAUUCCCUUAAGCUGCUCCAUUCCUAACGGAUCGGUGUUUCCGAUUGGAACAAGGAAUGUCCGCUGCACACCACAGGACACUGUGCAGAACCUACCUAUCUGUGUGUUCUCUGUGACACUGGAAGGUGUUGUGUGUCACCAUCCACGGGAACCCCUGCACGGCAGCGUCACAUGCUCGCAGUCAUCGGAUGCACUGACGCUCUGCAGCGUCAAGUGUAACAGCAACUAUGACUUCUACCGCCAACCUCAACUCAUCUACCGCUGUCUCAAUGGACAAUGGGCACUUCACCAGAGGAACACAUGGUGGCCAGACUGUUCACGCACCAGACAUCCAAGUCGUGCAAGGAUGAAGCCAUAUGCUGAAUAUUUCUACUAUGGUGGGGCAUGUGAACAGAAGAAGAAUGUGAUUGCCCGGAAGUUUGAGGAAUGGAUUCAGAGUCGUUCAUGGCAGGUGUGUGGCUCUGAUUCCUGUCCUCUAGAUGAUAUCAAGGUGUCCUGUGGAGUCGACUCACGGAGGCGCAGGGAGGUCAGGUUACCAGGAUACCAAACAACCAGGUCAAGAGACUCACCAUCUGGCCAAGUGUAUUUUGAAAAGAUACGGGGCAUCAAAAAUGGACAAUUCGAGGUGAAUAGUCAAGGUGUUUCCAGGACUUUGUUGAAGGUUUCAGGUGGCUCAAGGACAAGACAAAAGAGGAACAGUAAGGCUCCAGACACUUUUCCAAAUCCCAAGGAACGUCAUUUUCCAAUCCAUGUUGGUAAAAGGAACUUAGGGAGUAUGUUAGUGAAUCCAACUGUAUUUAUGCCAUCUGGAGGUGGUGAGACAUAUGCUGACAACAUCAUGGUUGAUGAGCCAAAUCCUGGUGCUGGUGCUGGUGCCUCCACAACAGUGGGAGUUCCAUAUGUCACCAGUAUUCAUGACGGCACUACAGACAAAGACAAUGGUCCAGAUGCUCUGGCUGCAGAUGAACCUAAUGAUGGAGUUGAGGAUGAUCCCCUGCCUGUAACAAUGCCAAGAUCUGGUGAUGAAACAACAUCACUCAGACCUGAAUCUCAAUCAACCGAUUUUGCAUCGUCCCAACCAACAAGUCAGGAGUACUCAACCAGGGAUAACUCCUUACCAACAACACCAUCAGUACAAUCAACAACAUCUGCAUUGCCAACUAAUGCUGGAGAUUCUCAUGUGACUGUGAACACUCCAAGUGGCAACACAACUGAGAGGGUCAAGAUCCAAUUCACUCUGACCCUGUCCUCUAACAUCACUGACAUGACCAUCCAGGAACAGCUGGUGGUAACAGACCUCCUGUACAACAUAGCUGACAAUCUGGGCCAUCUGCUGAAUGAAAGCAGGCUUGUUCUGGACAACUCCUCAGAUGUCCUCCUGCCAGCAGCACGUAUGUCCUACGCCGAGCCACAGUUUGAUGACUGUGAACCUGGAUUCAUCACAAGGGACUCGUAUAGCAGCAAGACAUGUAUAAUGUGCCCUGUGGGAACAUACAAUGCAAACAGAACUUGCACUGACUGUCCAGUUGGCCAGUUCCAAGACCAGGAGGGUCAACUGGAGUGCCAGCAGUGUCCAGACAACACAACUACCAUGGCUGAGGGGGCCAGCAACAGCACGGACUGUAGAACUCCAUGUACUCCUGGGUACAUCUCUUCAUCUGGACUUGCUCCCUGCAUUCCGUGUCCAACUGGAACCUACCAGGUCGUUCUGGCAGCCAGAACAUGUCAGGACUGUCCGACAAACAUGUCCACUCUCCACCAGGGGUCAGACUCAGUAGGACAAUGUCAGCAUGUCUGUUUACCAGGAAGUUAUGGUCAGGGUGGAAUUGAGCCUUGUGAGUUAUGUCCUCUUGAUUCUUACCAACCACAAGGUGGCAGCACAGACUGUCUCCUCUGUCCAGGAAAAAAGAUGGCAAAUGUCACUGGUGCCAUUUCUGAAGAUCAGUGUCUUGAUUAUGACCCCUGCCUCAGUAAUGCUACAGUCCCAUGUGAGAACGGGGGUCAGUGUGUGUCCGUUUCCCAGAAUGGGACAAUGUGUGUGUGUCCAGCAGGGUACAUCGGGUCAUGGUGUGAGACGGAGGUCUUGGAAUGUGUGUCCAGCCCAUGUAUCAACAAUGGGACGUGCACAGAAGGGGUUGGGAACUUCACAUGCAACUGUUCCAGUGGAUAUACAGGUAUAUUUUGUGAGCUGGACAUUGAUGCCUGCAUAUCAUCACCAUGUCAAAAUGGUGGGUCCUGUAGGGAUCUUGAAGGAGCCAAUGGCUAUUCGUGUUACUGUCAGAGUGGUUACCUAGGAGACAACUGUGAACAGCUGGAUGAAUGUCAUGAAUAUAACUGUUACCAUGGCUACCCGUUCAAUGAUGGCGGAAUCUGUAGAUGUAACUGUCAGGGAGGUUUUGCAGGUGUGUAUUGUGAUAUCCUGAUUGACCUCUGCUUGACCUUCCCAUGUCAAAACUCCAGGAAGUGCCGCACAUUUCAGAAUGAUUUUGAGUGUGAUUGUCUCCCAGGCUAUGUUGGUAAACAAUGUUCUUUUGAAAUUGAUGAGUGUGCCAGCAGUCCUUGUCAGAAUGGGGGAACCUGUUUUGACCGAGUGAAUGGUUACUACUGCAACUGUCCAGGGGGCUUUAUUGGUGACCACUGUCAAGGAGAAGUUAACGCCGACUUUGACCUAGUUUUUGCUCAGAGGUCAUCAUAUGGUUUUGUUUCAAUGGAAAGGGAGGUAAUCCCGGCACUGACAGCAGUCAGCGUCUGUACCUGGGUGAGAACCAGUCAAGUCCUGGGAUCAGGAACUAUUUUCUCCUAUACAAUACCUGGACAUGAAGGUGAUGGCAUCAUUGUACCAGAGUUUGGACUGAGUGAUGAUGGAGUAUUGAAGCUGUCCCUGAGGCAGGAGAGUGUGUCUAGCAGUGUAACACUGGCACCCAACGUGUGGCAACAUGUCUGCGUCACCUGGCGCGGCGACGGUGGAGCAUGGAACAUGUACAUCAAUGGAACAAGACAAGCAGCUGGAGUGGGACUGGCAAUGGGGUAUGAACUGAUUGGUGGAGGCACCUUGGUUAUUGGUCAGCAACAAAAUACUCAGGGCAACAUCUUCAACUUUUGGGAGUCCUUUAUUGGAGAGAUAAGCCAAUUUAACAUCUAUGGUGAGCCUCUUUCUGAAGACCAGAUCACUGUGUUAGCCAAUCAGAGCAAGUGUGACAUGUCGUAUGGUUCUGUGUUGUCAUGGACACAAGUCGUGGAUGGAAUCUAUGGACAUGUUCUUAUCAGAAACCGAUCGCGAUGUUUGGAUGUCAAUGAGUGUAAGAUGACGGACAACUACCCCUGUCGGCCAAAUCAUAUUUGUGAGGAUAUGAUUGGAGGAUACAACUGCAGCCGUUGCCAGUAUGGUUACCAAGGCGAUGACUGUGAUGAACCAAUAGAUGAGUGUCUGUUGGGUAUUUGUCAGAAUGGGUCUUCAUGUACAGACGGCCCAGAUCCAUGGGACCUAGCCUGUCACUGUCUGCCUGGCUAUACUGGUGCAAACUGUCAAAAUACCAUUGACUAUUGUGAAUCCAACCCAUGUUUGAACAGCGCCGUGUGUGUGUCUCGAGUUGGUGGUUAUGAAUGUGAGUGUAGGUCUAUCAACACUGGGCCACACUGUGAGGAUCUCGGCUCUUCGUGCUGGCCCAAUCCUUGUCAAAAUGGUGGAGCCUGUUCUUCAAUCGGUGACACAUUUAAUUGCAACUGUCCCGAAGGCUAUAAUGGCACAAGAUGUGAAAUCCACACCCGCAGAUGUCGAGAAAACCCAUGCCAAAACGGAGGGGCAUGUACAGUUGAAAAUGGCCGCCAUGUCUGCUACUGCAACCUUCACUGGAAAGGUCAUAGGUGUGAGGUGAAGGUUGUGACAGACUGUUCCUUGGCCCCAUGUGUCAAUGGUGGGACUUGUGAGGCUGAAGACAGUGACAUUGGCUACAUCUGCCACUGCCCCACACGGCCAGGGGUCCUGCUGGACUCCAACUGUGGCUAUGUGAGCCCGUGUGAUGCGUACCCAUGUUUUGACCGAGGAGUUUGUGUGUCCAUGCCUAACAACACCUUCAUGUGUGACUGCAACCUGAGCUACAGCGGGAGGCAGUGUGAGAUUGAUGGCACUCUGGGACCGUCAACACCAACAACUUACACACUUGAGUCCACAACAACAGAUCUAUGCUCACAAUCUGUGUGUUACAAUGGUGGCACAUGUGUGGAGCAGUCUGGGGUAUGUGUGUGCCCCAUGGAGUAUACAGGGGCACGGUGCCAGGUGCAGAAGCACACAGUACUGUCCAGCUAUGAAGGGCAGGUGACAAUCCUGAUGCCCUACACCACCCGCAACAGACAGACGGUACUGGCUGACUUCAGUAGACAGGUUGAACAUGUAAUGUCGGCAUUGAAAAGUACUGGGCAGCUGGAUAUCACCAUCAAGUCUCUCAGGCCUUCAGCUGACAAGAGUGAAAUGGUGGCUGAGUUUGAGGCAACUUACACCCAAUAUGUGACAAGUAUGACUGAGAAGAUUGGGUACAUGACUCUGAGAAACGUUCUCCAUGACGCAGUCAGCAGUGGCCAUGUUGGAAACCUUCAAACCAGCAUCAAGGGUUUCCACUUCCAGGAAACUCUCAAACCUGACUCCAUGGGGAAGGACAGGACUGACCACAUGACCAUCUACUUGUCCCUGGGCCUGGUGUGUACCACCAUCCUGAUGGUAUUUGUCAUAGCCUGGGUAGUGUGCAAGAUACGCAGACGCAGGAAGAGGAGGACCUCCAUCAAUCUGAUACCAAGCAUGAACAACGCUCCGGCAGUGAACAUGACGAUGCUGACCAACCCAGUGUUUGACCACUCUGAUGAAGACCAUCGAAGAGCACAUGGCAGCAUGACUGAGGAUAACACCUAUGCUGAAUUUGGAGAAACCAUCAUUCCAUACGAGGUGACCUACUCCACCAAGCAGAAUCUCAAGGAGUGUAAUCUGGUGCGGGCUGCAGCCAGGAAGAACUCGGAGGUGUCAUUCUCAACUCCGCCACCAACCCCAGCUGGGAAAGACAAGGGACAUGACUCUGCUAAGCCCCUCCUUGACAAGGAUUACCUCAGUCCUGUUGUGUCAAAGAAUGAGCUCAGUCAGAUGGAAGAGGUGCCAAAAGAUGAAAAGAAAUUAUUGCCAAACUUGGGCAAGAAUGGUCAUGGGAACCCUGCAUUUGACCAGAACGAUUAUCUUGAACCUGUAAAGUCAUGUCCAAAGCCAAAUUAUGUGAAACAGCCUCAAGAUCAAACUUCAGGAUAUGCAAAUGAAGGUCAUAAUGAAAAUGUAGGUCAAGGUGAACAAAGUCAGAUGAAGGGAUUAAGUGAGGGUGAAGCUAAUCGUGAUCAAUCACCAAACAGUCAUCAGUAUCUAGACAUGAAGGUUUUGACAGAAAAAGAUAAAAUGCACAAGUUACAGUUUGUAAAUGAAUCUGAAACAGGAGUGCCCCAAACCACUUCAUUGUCAGAGAAUCCAAGUUCACCUAUUGACAGAUUAGCUUAUAUGAUCAACAAGCCAGUGAGGGGGGAGAUAACUGCUGAGUAUAUAGAACCAAUUCAUGAGCGUCCCCCAGAGUACUUAGACAUAUGUCCCCCCAAACCUUCUGAACUUCCACAACCAGAUCUGUCAAAAAGAAAGUUGCCUCCUCUGCCCAAAGGUGCUGGAAAGUAAUAGAAAAUUGUCCAUAUAAUCCCCUGGCUUUGUAAAACACUGCUGCAUAUUAUAAGACUGUUGAUCUGUUGCUAAUUUCACGUGUACAAUCUUUAAAGAUUGACAAUUUUAUUGGAGGAACCACAGAACCACAGAGGCAGAAUCUUUGCAUCCAAUGGCUGUAAAAGACUAUGUUCAAUAUUUAAAAAACAACAGUUAGAAAUUAAAAGAAGUUAGUUUUAGCCACCAGUUUAAGUUCUGUACAUACCAUAAAUAGCCAGAGUAUGACAGAUAAGUUCUGUUUACGCUGUACUGAGGCAAGUUUCCAUUCCGUCCAGUUUAAUGUCAUGCUUUUGUCCUCACCAAUAACAGUGGUGGAUCAGCUGUUCCCUGAACCAAACUUACAUCUGGGAGUUGGCAUGGAACAACUUAUGACUAAGGGUUAUUUUGGCCCAAUUUUCCAAUAACUGUAAUGGUAUCUGAUGUGUGGAUGAUUGUGAAUUAUGUUUCAACAUAUGCAGAAUAUUGGAGGGGCUAUUAUUGUGUCUUUCUUGCUGCCCCAGCAUAUAAACAAGAUGUCCUGCUUUCUGUAUAUAGUAAUAAAACACAGUUCGAAUUUUGUUUUAGAUUCAUGUAUAUAUAUUAGAAACUGUAAUAUUCAAUACGUGUACAGUUUCAUCUAUGAAAGGUUAACAUCAUAUUCCGUGCACAUGUCCGACACAUGAACAAUCUAUUAAUACAAAUGGUUUGUGUACAUUUAUACCCAGUGAAUGACCAGAUGAACCCCGAAGGACUGUGAUAUAUCUCAGUUUUAGAUGUCUAUCAUGCAUAUAUAUGUUGUAUAUGAACACAACACGAUCCAUUGUCAUCUUUUAUAAUGUUUGAUGGCACCAAUAAAGCCUUAAUAGGCAACA